This is a messenger RNA of Mucor velutinosus, 636 nucleotides long. Its product is annotated as POLIIIAc domain-containing protein. The record is from RefSeq and is a predicted model, not a curated record. The transcript has a single exon. Bases 1 to 636 code for a protein of 211 amino acids. Lineage: Eukaryota; Fungi; Mucoromycota; Mucoromycetes; Mucorales; Mucoraceae.
AUGUUGACCAUAGACACUUUUCCAGAUGAAAUCAUCAUUCAGAUACUCUUACAGCCUACAAUGGACCUACGCACAUUGAUAAUAUUGAUGACUGUGUCCAGUAAACUGCGUCGUUUAGCGAUCCAUGCCUUGACCGUGUAUCGUUUGCCACGCCUCCAGCUUCUAUUGACUGUGGAACAAGAAGGCAAAUCUCGUAUUACAACAAGCUACAAGUUCAGUCUUUUCCACACUACAUCUCUGACUGUAUUACUGACAGCGCAUCAUCCAAAGCCAAGACGCUAUUACACAAGCAAAGCGUGUCCAGCUGUACGAUCCAUGGCGCUGAAUACGAUCAACACUGCAACAUCAUCCGCGCCAGGCACGUACUAUCCUCAAGGUGCAAGGAAACUCUCUGCGCAAAAGGAAGGCUUUCAUAUCUUGCAAGCAUCCUCGUGGCAACUUGCUUACCAAAUCACAAACAUCCAAAAACCUGAAUACUACUUGACACCAGUCAGCAUCGCUAUUAAAUUCAGCCAUCUAGUCACUUUGGAAUCCGUUAAUCGCCCUGUAGAUCAUCAUCAUCAUCAUCAUCGUAUCUCGUCUUUUAUAAAGCUGAAUAAAAUGAAAAAAUGGGCUGCUGGCCGUUUUUCGACGUAA